AUUAAUCAUAGGAUGCAAAUAUUCUAUGCAAAACCACAGCUAUACGUAAAAUCAUGCGCUGGAAAUAUUGCCACCAAAUGCAUUGCUGCUCUCAGGAUUCCAUUUAUUGAUUUUGCAAAGAAAAUCCCAUCACAUCUUGAUGUGACGCACUUCACCCUCGACCUCGACUUCUGCUGAUGAGUAGCAAGCACCGCUGCGCAAUAUUUCGCUCCAUAUUUGCAGUUUUCUUUUACGUGUCAACCACAACACCAGUUUAACCAUGGUGCAGUUUAAAAUUUUAAGAAUAUUUUCGUUUGGGCUGCUUAUAUUUCUUCUUGCAUCCUGUCAACCAAAAGGCAAACCUCGUCCCAUCGUGGUACAGGAAGGGCCAGAAAUUUCCACAAACCCUGGUCGCAACCAACUACCAACCACUAAGGUGGUUACUACAUCUUCACAAUCAUCACCUACUUCUGGUGGUCGUGCUCAACCACUUUCUCCAACGAGAACUACUACUCCGUCACCACUUUCUCCAACGAGAACUGCUACUGCAUCACCACUUUCUCCAACGAGAACUGCUACUCCGUCACCACUUUCUCCAACGAGAAGUACUACUCCGUCACCAUUUGUUCCACCAGCUAAUACUGAUAUUGACACCGAGAUAGACCGUGAUGGAGAUAACGAGGAGGAUCAAUCAGACGAAAGGUGCCACAUACUAAUAAAUGAAAUUGGACUUGACACAACAAACUUCCAAUUCAUUGAAUUAACUCGUCUAUGUGGUUCCACGCAGUAUAAAAGGAAAAAUACGAUUGCACUUGGUGCAUAUGUAAUUCUCGUACUACAGAUACGACCAUAACUGAAUAUCAUUGGAAGUGUACACUUGGCUCGUCGAAGGAUGGAGAAAGUAAUGCAUAAAUCCACCGACGGAGUAGAACAAUGAAUGUCUGGUAUUCUAUCCAGAUGAGGAGGAUACACCAAGAUAUUUUGCAUGGAGAACCACAAGCCGUAUCUGCCCGGUUACUGGGAAUAACGCAAGCAAUGAUUAAGCGAAUCAAUUCGGCAAGUCGAAGCAAUAGUAUUCUUACACCCGGAAAAAAACGCAAAACGUUCUGCCGGGUUCAAAGUCAAAUAGACGAUUUUGAUAAAGAUUGGCUACGGAGAAAGAUUUCCUCAUUUUACAAACAAGGCCAAAUACCCCUUCUGGAAAAUGUGUAUCAAUCUUUCAUGACUUACAAAACAGAUGGCCAAGAUUUGUCACCAGAAGUAUCAAGAGUAUGCCUUCCUUUUCCCGUUUUGGGAAAUAGAUCAACGAUAUCUGGAGGAUAUGCGACUAAUCACACCUUACAGCCUGGGACAUUUCUCCGUAGCAAUUCCACUACGCCAUCAACAUCAGGUUCAUCUCCCACAAGACAAGUUGCUUCAACAUCUACAACGACCGAUCCUCCACCAGUAUUUCACAUGAGCCGUAAGACGUUUAGAAAAUUCUUAAAAACAGAAAUGAAUUUCAAGUACGGAAAGGUUGAAACUCGAGCGGUUAUUUGUCAAAGGGAUGAUAUUUUAAAAAUGAGAGGGAAAUUUCUAAGAGACGUUAGAGCGAAUGAGGCUUCCCCCGUGCCUAAAAAACUAAGCUACAUUGACGAAACAUGGAUUGACCCUAACCAAAGAGUGUCAAAGGGGUGGAUUCCACGGAAAUGCAGGAAAAUGAAGGACAUGGCGGAUUACAGCUGGAAAGAUCAUAAAGUAUCUCGAGGAAACAGGCUAAUCGUUCUGAGUGCUUGCACGGAAUCUGGAAUAAUUCCAGAAGCAAGUCUUGUAUACGAGAUUGCAGCCACAAAUGCUUCAGCAGAUUACCACCAAAACGUCAACAAGGAUGUGUUUAUGUCUUGGUUGAAUACCAAACUAUUGCCUGCUUUGGAUAAGACCAAUGAAUCGUAUAUAAUUGUGAUGGAUAAUGCACCGUACCAUUCUACAUCGCUAAAACCCAAAGUGGCUGAGAGAAGAAAGUUUGGUAUGAUUUUUUGAAGCUUCAUGAAAACAAACUUUCACCCGCAAGGUCGAUUCAACCAAUAGACAAAUAUUACAAAUGGGAAAUAAUGGAAAUGGUGACCGAGAUUAUUGACAAGGGUGGAUUAAAGAACGAUCUAUAUGAGGUCGACCGAGAGGUCGUCAAGAGAGGAUAUUCCAUUCUCAGAUUACCCCCAUAUGGAUGUGACUUAAAUGUCAUAGAGUUUGUAUGGAAAAUGAUUAAGGCAGAAAUCCGGAAAAGAAAUGCCCAUCAAAAUUUGAAGGAAGUUAAACAGAUUGCGUAAGAAGUAUUGCGAGCAUUCGGAGCUGCUCAGAUUAAACCUUUUUGGGCCCAUGUGAAAAAUUUGCAACAACGAUAUUGGGAAGAAGAUGGAUGGUUUGAUGGCGCUAUGGCCCAAUCACCAGUUAUCAUAACGGAGGACGAGCAAGAGGAGGACGAAGAAGAGGACUCUGAACAAGAGGAGGAGAAAGAUGAUGAAGCAGGAGAUUUUGAGGAAGAUAGUUGUCAAGUUACUGCACAGGUGAUAAAUGACUGCAACAUUGAGGAUGCUGCCCAAUUUGAUUACGAGCGAGAAAUUGGAGCAUUUAUGCAUACAUCUGCUCCCCCUUCUCCAAAACGAAGGAAAACAUGUGUAAAGCGUCUCAAUUUUGCAAAACCCGGACGAGGUAGGGGGCGCGGCAGGGGGCGAGGAGGUGGCUCGGUGUAAAUUUAAAUAAAUAAAUUACCACUAAUUCUUGGUGUUUAGUCAUUGGAAGCAAUAUAGUAGUCAUUCGUAGCAAUAUAGUAGUCAUACGUAGCCAUCUAGUAGUCAUUGGUAGCAAAAUAGUAGUCAUUCGUAGCAAUAUAGUAGUCAUUCGUAGCAAUAUAGUAGUCAUUGGUUGCAAUAUAGUAGUCAUUGGUAGCAAAAUAGUAGUCAUUCGUAGCAAUAUAGUAGUCAUUCGUAGAAAUAUAGUAGUCAUUGGUUGUAAUCUAGUAGUCAUUCGUAGCAAUAUAGUAGUCAUUGGUAGCAAAAUAGUACUCAUUCGUAGCAAUAUAGUAGUCAUACGUAGCCAUCUAGUAGUCAUUGGCAGCAAAAUAGAAGUCAUUGGUAGCAAAAUAGUAGUCAUUCGUAGCAAUAUAGUAGUCAUACGUAGCCAUCUAGUAGUCAUUGGUAGCAAAAUAGUACUCAUUCGUAGCAAUAUAGUAGUCAUACGUAGCCAUCUAGUAGUCAUUGGCAGCAAAAUAGAAGUCAUUGGUAGCAAAAUAGUAGUCAUUCGUAGCAAUAUAGUAGUCAUCGGUUGCAAUAUAGUAGUCAUUGGUAGGAAUAGAGUAGCCAUUCGUAGCAAUAUAGUAGUCAUUCAUAUCUCUGUAUCAAUUUAAAAAAUAUAAAUCAAUAAAAUGCUUUACAAUUGAAUUUUGUGAUCACCGUUUAUAAAAGAUGCACAUCACCCACACACAUCUUUGCUGCAUGUGCACCAUUCCCACCAAUGAUC
Messenger RNA from Folsomia candida, 3474 nucleotides. RefSeq lists its product as uncharacterized. The transcript is spliced from 9 exons. Lineage: Eukaryota; Metazoa; Arthropoda; Collembola; Entomobryomorpha; Isotomidae. The record is from RefSeq and is a predicted model, not a curated record. Gene Ontology annotation, molecular function: nucleic acid binding. The coding region runs from base 913 to 1998 and encodes 361 amino acids.